Molecule: messenger RNA, 1284 nt
Organism: Neoarthrinium moseri
Lineage: Eukaryota; Fungi; Ascomycota; Sordariomycetes; Amphisphaeriales; Apiosporaceae
Exons: 7
Coding region: 1-1284 (427 amino acids)
Source: RefSeq, a predicted model, not a curated record
AUGGCGCAGCUUCUCCUUCGCUUGCUGCUGCUCUUUGCGGUUCUGGCCCACUGCAUUCCUACUCGGCUUGAACUCGUUGACGAGUACACGACUUUCAACGGCUCUCUAGCCUCCCGUUCUCUUGUCAAGAGAGACGUCUACAACGACUGUGAUGGCCCGCAUGCAAACUUGUUGAAGAAAUCCAUCGAGGAUUCUAAUAAUAUUAUGGCCAACAUGGUAGCGCACUUGGAUCUUGCCAUUGGCCUUUACCAAGAUGAUGGCUCUGGGGAGCUGAGGGAUGACAAGAGGAGAAGAGAUCAACGCACCUUCGAUGAGAAUAACGCGAUCUUAUCCUACAACAUGUUCAUUGCAAAGUCGUACUUUGGCCCAGGACACGCCAGCAACAAGGAUGGCUACAACAAGCUUUUGGGAACCAGAAGCCUUGCCAACUUCUUAUCAGGCCAGCUUAAGCGCUACAUAAAUGGCUCACCUCUCUUUUCUGGGCCUGAUAACCUCCCUUUAAUCAGGCUGCACUGCAGCGACGCCGAUGCGUACUCAGAGACAGACCAGGAGGGUAGGACCUAUACUCAAGCUAGUGGGAGAAUUCAGCCUGUAAAAGUCAACGGGAACGAUAUUUACUACGUUAACCAAAAUGUCGGAGGCGCUACUUUUGGGACCGAAGAGUCGUACGUGUGGGUCCCGCGGCUCAAGGUUUGUGACGUUGGCGACGGCGCGACGACAAGGCUCGGCGGAGUCCCCGUCGACCCAGGAAUCAGUGCCUAUACGUACACCGACAGCGCUCCACUGAAGGAGGAGAUCAUGGUCUUCUGCCCAGCUUCAUUGGGCAAGUGGGCCGCCACCGAGUCCGAAAGGUCCGCCAGCAAGGUCCACUACCGGGACCUGCACGUCGAGAUGGGGGCACAGCCUACCGACGCACAGAUCGAGCUCGCUAAGUCGCUUAAGCCAGGUGAAAAUGAUGCGGAGAAUAUCAGCUGGCUUUCAAGCUUCAUGGCGCAGACCGUUAUACACGAAUCCACUCACAGUCGAGCUCUUUCUGGUUCCAGAGACGUCACUCUUAAGGACGUCUACUGUAAGGAGAAUGGUGUGACAACGCAGACUCAUACAGACCCCGGAUGCCUGCAGCGUAUCGCGAAAGGCGACCCAGGCACCCUGGACGAAAAUGGAAAGGCACAAGGCCACCUCGACGCGCAGCUGUUUUCCAUGUAUGCCAUGGCGGUGUACGUCAAUACCAUCACAUGGGCCAGCGGUCACAGGGCCAAGCCCAGAGCCGUAAUUAUGAAGUGA